This is a messenger RNA of Trichoderma reesei QM6a, 510 nucleotides long. RefSeq lists its product as uncharacterized. Gene Ontology annotation, molecular function: transcription coregulator activity. NCBI's taxonomy places the organism in Eukaryota, Fungi, Ascomycota, Sordariomycetes, Hypocreales, Hypocreaceae. The transcript has a single exon. Gene Ontology annotation, cellular component: mediator complex. The record is from RefSeq and is a predicted model, not a curated record. Gene Ontology annotation, biological process: regulation of transcription by RNA polymerase II. The coding region runs from base 1 to 510 and encodes 169 amino acids.
AUGGGCGACGAGAAAGAAGACACUCAAACCCAAGAGCCGUUUGUCCCAUUCACGCUCGAGGAAAACAUCCAGCAGCUCAAUGAAAUUGACCGGUCCAUCGUUGAGCUCAUGACGCACACUGCCACUGCACUUGGCGCCCUCACCACGCCCGUCUCUUCCGACGACAGCAAUCCCCCAGCAUCAGUCGAGGCAGCGGCGCAAACGGAGGCAUUUCAGAAAGCUACCGAUACGUUUUUGGAGACUCUGCAUAGUGUUGACGUGCGCAUGAAGCGCCAGAUUCUCGCUUUGGAGGAAGCAGGCAUCGUCAAUCUGUCCAGCGGGCCUCGUCAGGGGCACAACACGACUGUCAAGGCGUCCUUGAAGCCGAACGGGAUGGGGGCCAUUGGAAAUCUGGACGUUGGCUGGCUCAACAGUCGCAGUACCAAGGUUGAACGGGACAUGGAGCUGGAGUUGUGGAGAAGGGCGCAAGAGCUCCUCGAAAAGGACGCAGACAACACGAAGAAGGAGUGA